CGCCAGGGACCUCGCCGGAAGUAGGGCACAGCUGCCGACUCGCCAUGCGGCUAUUGCUCUUGGCUCCCGGGCGAGCCCAGACGGGCAAUGGGACCACCGCCCGGAGGAUCCAAGAUCAUUUACAAGCUGCUGGGCAUUUGUGUAUCUUGAAGGACACCUCUGAUUAUGAGUCCCCGUUGGCAAUUUCAACUCUCAUCUCUUCGGAGAAAUUGGAGGCAGCUCUGGGCAUCCAUCUCUUUAAAGCUGGAAAACUUCUUCAAGGAAGUCCCAUUCCUUUUGGCAUUAUCUUUGGAGGCACGGAUGUUAAUGAAGAUGCCAAAAUUGAGGAAAAGGCCAAAAUUAUGGAGAAGGUGUUGGAUGAAGCCAGGUUUGCUGUGUCCUUCACCGAAGCCAUGAAAGAAGCAGCUGCAACGUAUUGGCCUCAAAGCAGGAACAAAAUCUGUGUCCAGGCUCAAGGGAUCGUGAGCCUUCCAAACAGGCAGCAUAACUGGGCUGAAUUUCUGCAGAGGGCAGGGAUUGCCCAGGACGACCAGAAUGUAUAUCUCUUCGUGCUGAUCUGUGGACUAAGGAGAGUCAAAGAUCCACUUUUUCUACUGGAUGCUUUUUCAGAGUGGCAUCGGGAAGAUUCCAGGGUACACCUGCUCAUUGUUGGACCUGCUGCUGAUCCAACCUUCGCCAAAGAAGUUGAGGAGAAGGUGAACAGGUCAGAUGGGGUCCACUUGUUGUCAGAAGUCCCCCAGGAAGAUCUUCAUGCUAUUAUGAAAAACUGUUUCGCCCUGGUUAACAGUUCUGUAUCUGAAGGGAUGUCAGCUGCAAUUUUAGAGGCGAUGGAUUUAAAUGUCCCCGUGCUGGCAAGGAAUAUUCCAGGAAACGCUGCUAUAAUUGUACACCAAACAACUGGACUAUUAUAUAUGACCCCCCAGGAAUUUGUCCAGCUGGCCAAAACUUUGGUGAAGGACCCAGUUCUGUACCGAGAGAUUGUAAGAAAGGCACAUGAAUAUGUCCUGAAGCACCAUUCGUGGGAGAAAGAAAGGAAGGUCUAUCAGAACCUUGUUUUGAGACUUCAUGAAUGUUCUUGUACCAAACAACCGUGAGUCUCCAACCAUCGUGGUCAACCAGCUUUUCUUCAUCUUAAUCAUCUGGUUUGUCUUCAUUCAUGUUAAUGUUAUUGUCAGGAUUACAAGUAACACACCGAACAAAAGAAGUUAUUACUGUUGUGAUUUUGUAGAGUUUGUUCUCCUUCAGAGUCAAAAUGCAUAUACCGGUAGUAGAUGUCUACAGCCUGACAGCUUCCAGGAGCAUGGGACUUCUGUUCCCAUAAUGCCUUACCAGUCAUUACCAAAGGACUAUGGGAACUUGAACUCAAACACAUUACAGAAGCUCAAGUUGAAAAAAAUCCUAAAUAUACAAUCAAUCUAACCUUUAUUGUUGACCGGAAACACUUUAUAGAUUAUUAUUAUUAUUAUUUUGUUUGCAUGAAGCAUAAGAAAUUGAACUUAUGAUUUGUGGUUGGGAUGAUCAGAAGGGAUAGAUUAUAGGAAAAAAUAGUUAUGCUGUAGCCCACAAAGCCAGGGGUUCAUUUAGAAUUGUUUUUAUAACAGGUGUAUUAAAGAAAAUUGGAAAUUA
Molecule: messenger RNA, 1626 nt
Organism: Pantherophis guttatus
Lineage: Eukaryota; Metazoa; Chordata; Lepidosauria; Squamata; Colubridae
Gene: GLT1D1
Product: glycosyltransferase 1 domain containing 1
Molecular function (GO): glycosyltransferase activity
Source: RefSeq, a predicted model, not a curated record